Cuculus canorus (common cuckoo) is the source of this 15506-nucleotide messenger RNA. RefSeq names its product activating transcription factor 7 interacting protein (gene ATF7IP). Gene Ontology annotation, molecular function: protein binding; DNA binding; transcription coregulator activity. The coding region runs from base 576 to 4358 and encodes 1260 amino acids. The transcript is spliced from 13 exons. Gene Ontology annotation, biological process: regulation of DNA-templated transcription; DNA recombination; DNA integration. The record is from RefSeq and is a predicted model, not a curated record. Gene Ontology annotation, cellular component: nucleus; transcription regulator complex. Lineage: Eukaryota; Metazoa; Chordata; Aves; Cuculiformes; Cuculidae.
UGCUCAUAGUUGGCAGCACGGGAGGCGGUACGGAGAGCCCGGCCGCAGGCAGCUGCAGUUGCAGCGUGAGGCUGUGGCAUGCUCAGAGCUGCAGGGGCACCCCUGACACCUUCUGCCACUUGUGUUCCAGCAGGCUUUAACAAGCAGACCUAGGCUACUGCCUGAGAGAUACAAUGCUCAGGCUGGCUAAAAAAAUAGUACUCAAUGCUGCUAUGUAAACAGAACAAGAUCUUAGUAUCAAGAUGGCCGACUUGGAAGUCUAAUUGUAGCUCGACAUAUAUAUGCAAAUGAGCUACGUGUCAGUGGCUUAUUCAGAGGAGGAGACACAUUUUGCACGUGCUACCUUCUCGCCAGGUACAGCUGUUGACAUUUGGCCAUCUUGCAACAUGAAAGAUAAAUGCAAGCAACGUAGCAGCUAGAGCACCUUGUUUAUAUAGACUGGAGACAAAAGUUAAUCCAAGUGAUAUCACCUUUUGCCAGCAAUAGAUGCCCAGAGCCUGGAGAAGGAUCACAGGUCGACAGAAGAGCACUUGAGGAGCAGCACAAAGGAAUUCCAGCCACUCCUGCAAGUCAAGAUGGAUAGCACCGAAGAACCUCAGAAAAAAGUCUUUAAAGCACGAAAAACAAUGAGAGUAAGUGAUCGACAACAGCUUGAAGCUGUCUAUAAGGUUAAAGAGGAGCUGUUGAAGACAACUGAAGUUAAACUGUUAAAUGGAAAGCAUGAUAAUGGAGAUUCUGAUUUAAAUUCCCCUUUAAACAGUACAGACUGUACGGAGGACAAAAGGGAAGUUAAUGGUCUAGUGGACUCCUGUGAUAAGUCUGAAGAAGGAAAACCAGCCUCUGAUGAAGUAAGUGAAGCCAGGAGGCCUGAAAGUAGGACAGGGAACAUAGUUAGUGAUGUAGAACCCAAACGUCCAAUACUGCCUCCAGACAACGUUACUUCUGGGCAAGAUAAAGACAUUGAUACUGCUUUAGCUUCUGAGGCUGAAAGUGGACUGCCUGGUAGCAAUAAAGAUACCUUCCGUGAAGAAAAUAAGGCAAAAGAUCAUUUGGACCAAAGAGAGAGUGAGAUCCCGUCAGAAAGUAAAAGUAAAUCAAUCUGUGAUAUUAGCAACUCUUCUGAAGAGAAGGGAGACACAAAUAACUCCGCUAUUAAUUCCAGCUCAUUAGAUGAGGAGAAGAAAACUGGAGAAGUAACUAUUGAAGAUGCUGUUGGAGAAGCAGCCAUCUCUAGCAGUAUGGAAACUGAUGAGGAACCAAAGGACAAACAAGACAGCACUGUAGGUCUUUCAGAAACCGUUUUUCAGAAGACUAUAAAUGAGCCAAGUGAAAGUAUCUUGGGCAAUAAUGACUCUAUGGAAACAGAUGAAAUUAUUCCAAUUUUAGAAAAACUAGCCCCUGCUGAAGAUGAACUGAGCUGUUUUUCCAGAACUCCUCUGCUUCCAGCGGAUGUCACAGUCCCAGACUUAGUAGAGAAACCAGACAACUGUUUGGCUUCACCAUGCAAGCAGGAAAGCAAUGAAAGUCUGCCAAAAGAGGCUUUCUUAGUACUAUCUGAUGAAGAAGAUCCCUGUGAUGAGAAGGAAGAACGUGCUGAAGUGAUACUACCAAACAAGUCAAGUCUUCCAGAAGAGGUGGAAAAGACAAGAGAGAAGAGUGAAGAGAAAGAAGAGGCCCUUAAAGAAGAAAAACACACAGAGAUAAGUGAAGUGUCAAGAAGAAAACGUUCUAAAUCUGAGGACAUUGACAGUGUUCAUUCUAAACGUCGUCGGUACAUGGGAGAAGAUUAUGAAGCUGAGCUCCAAGUAAAAAUAACAGCCAGAAAGGAUACUGACCAAAAAUUACAAAAGAUUAUCCAGAGACUGUUAGAAGAAAAACUUAGUGCUUUACAGUGUGCUGUAUUUGACAAGACUCUGGCGGACUUGAAAACCCGAAUAGAGAAAGUAGAAUGUAACAAGAGGCAUAAAACUGUGCUUACUGAACUACAGGCUAGAAUUGCUAGAUUGACAAAGCGAUUUGGAGCAGCAAGGGAGGACUUGAAGAAAAGACAGGAAGAUACACCAGCUGAACCUCAGUCUCCAGUGAAAGCAGCAGCUGACACUGCAAACACAAACAAUGCAACAUAUCGAAAUGUUGGCACGGUGAGGCAGAUGCUGGAGCUGAAGCGGAAUGUGGGAGAUAACACACCAGCAACUUUUCAAGCCCCUUUAAAUUCAACGCCAGCUUCCAGUCUUGCUGCUCCUCCAACAGCUGUCAGUGGCCAUCCUAAGCCGCAGACUCCAGUGACCUCUACCACCUCUUUGACGACAACUGUUCUUCCCGUACCUAACACAGCUACAGUUGUAGGCACUAACCAAGUGCCCAGUGGCAGCACUCAGUCAGUGUCUGUCUCAUUGCAGUCUUUGCCCGUAAUCUUGCAUGUACCUGUUGCAGUUUCAUCCCAGCAUCAGCUACUGCAGAGCCACACUGGGACUUUGGUCACUAACCAACAAUCAGGCAGCGUUGAAUUUAUAUCUGUACAAGGCCCAUCUUCAGUUGGUAGCCUUACCAAAACUGCAGUGUCUUUGGCAUCAACUAAACCAAAUAACAGCCCAUCUGUGCCCAGUCCUGGUACUCAAAGGAACCCUCCAGCCAGUGCUGGGUCAGUAGGCACAGCGUUGGCAGUACAGGCUGUUUCCACUGCACAUCCUGUUGCCCAGGCCACAAGGACUUCUUUGCCUACAGUGGGUACUUCAGGACUCUAUAGUGCUGCCAGCAGUCGAACCCCUCUACAGAUGAAGAUUCCUCUCUCUGCAUUUAGUACUACACCUUCUAUUGAACCACCCACUGUUACAGCGCCCAGAGUUGAAAACCAGACAAGCAGGCCACCAGUUGAUGCUUCUGCAAACAAGCGAACUGCUGAGGGAACAACACAGCAGUUGAAACAGGAAGAGACUUCAUCAGAAAAUAAAGAAGCGGUAGAAGCAGAACAGACGAAUUUUAACUUCCCUGAGGAUGUCCUCUUUGGCUUGGAGGAAGAGGAAGAGGAUGCUAAGAGCAUCAAAAACACCCACAAGCAGACUGGCUGGGCAGCUAACCUAUUAAAACAAUGGCUGGCCAAAAAUGGCAAGGAUCCUAGCUUUGAAUUGGUCCCAGUAAGUGAACUCAAUGAUAUCUUAAGGGAGUUUUAUUACACAAUAAGGAAUCAUGAUGGAAAUACCUACAGUGUGGCAAGCUACAAGUCAAUACGUGCUGGCUUAAACCGGCAUCUCAAAAUGCCACCUUAUAAUCGUCAAAUUUGCUUAAUGAAGGACAAAGAUUUUUCUAGUGCAAACAUGGUAUUUGUGAGUGUGCUGAAGAUGCUGCGCAUGCAGGGAAAGGAUGAGACUCACCACCAUCCUCCUAUAGCUGCUGAGGACUUGCGUAAGAUUAAACAUUCUGGUGUGCUGGGUUUGCACAGUCCACUAGCACUCGUCAACAAAGUGUGGUUUGAUUUGCAGUUGCAUUUUGCCAAACGAGGGAGGGAAAUCUUAAGAGAUCUGGCUCCAGAUGCUUUUGUUGUUGAGAAGGACAAGAACGGGCGUCGAUAUGCUAUGUUUAGGUAUCCUGGCAAAGGAAAAAAUGGAGAAGAUCCUCAUAAAAUGGGUAAAAUGUAUGAUAUGCCAGGGGACCCAAACUGUCCUGUUUUUUCCUUGGAGCUAUAUUUGUCUAAGUUGCCUCCGGAACCCCCUGCCUUUUACCUACAUCCUUUAAAGCUAACAUCAGAGCAAAUGCAAGAACAGCCUGUCUGGUACAAAAGAGAACCGAUGGGUGUGAACUACUUGGGUACCAUGAUGCCCAGGAUCAGUGUGGCAGCCAGGCUUUCUCAACGAUAUACCAAUCAUUCUCUCCGAACUACCACCAUCCAGCUACUCUGUGAAGCAGGACUGGGGCCUAGAGAAAUCAUGGCAGUGACAGGCCAUCGAUCUGAGUCUGCUAUUAGACACUAUUGGGGAGCAGCGGAAGUUCGCUACAGGGCUUGGUCGGAUGUAAUGGAGAAUAACGCCCCCAGUUACCUAUUUAGCAAGAUCCCAAACGAAGUAAUAAAAGAAUCACUGUGUGGUGCCUCCACCUCUUCUAUAAACCAGAUUCUAGAACAAAGCAAAAUUCUAUUCCCUAAGAAAUCUGUGGUGCCACCUGGCACUAAUUCUGUGACUUUAGUCCCUGAGGGACACCGAGCUCUGAAUUCAGAAAGCCCUGUCCUGUUGAACCACAGUUCUUCCAAGGUGUUUCACCCCAAGAAAUUGGCCAAUGGGAACCUAACUGUUGGUUCCCUUCAAGGCUGUGGUAACAAACCUGUUUUUAUAAAGCGUGUGAUAAAACAAGAACCAAUGACUUGAUGCUUCUGUAACAGAACUGAGCUCAAAUUAAUUGCUAAAAUGGAAAAGCUAUCAGAUUUGAUUUUUCACUUGGUCUACUAAGGAAAUUUCUUACGCUCUAGUUCAGCGAGAAGUAUCCUGUUCACACCCUUAAGCGAGUUAUGAAACAGAAACUUAAACAGAGCAGGGCUUGGAGUUUGUAUGACUUUCUGUGGCAGCUGGGACUCUUUAAGUGGCUGAGCAAAGCUAUUCUUUAAAAAAUGAAAGGGAGAUAUUGAUUUCCAUUUAACUGAAGAGCUAUGCUUCCUUCAUUAAGUUCAUGGCUUUUAUGUUUUGUGAAGAGUGUGUUUAUUAUACCAUUUUUGUGCCUGCUGGCACUAAUGUAGCAUCUUACAAAUCAAAUACUUGAUUACUGAAGAGCAUGGAGAAAGUAGAAACUGAAUGAAAUAGACACAAAUAAUCUACGACUAUAUACAUAUGCAUGAAAACACCUGCAAUUGCUUGACCAAUGUCACCCACUCUGUUCAAAUUGUUAUCAAACCUACCAGAGGAUUGUGCCUUUUUUUUUUAAAAAAAAUAUUCUUCCAUAUUUAGCUUCUCUAUGAGCUAUGGAUUUGUAUUGCAGGUCUUUCCUUUUCCUGUUUAAUAUUUCUAGCUAAGAUUUCAGUCAUUCUGUUCUCCAAAGGCAGUAUUUGAUACAAAUUAUAUUAAAAUUGUGAUCUCUUCAGUUAUGCAUGAAAUGGGGGAAAAGUUCUCAGAAGAAUUGAGAAUGAGCUUGUUGCUUAAAUGGCAGGUAAUUAGAGCUGAAGUGUUGCCUCUAUGUGCUUCCCUUGUGAGAGAGGGUUUUUUUGUAUUUCUUCUCACCUACCGCCUUCCAUGACUUUUCACGUUGUCUUUGCAGCGUAGUAUAGUCUUUGUCAGUAUAGUGUAAUUCGUAAGAUGUACAUCUUGUUCUUCUCUACCAAACCCUAUCCAAGUGCCAGUUUUGGUUGUAAGUUUUUUAGAUUAGUUCACUGUAGUAAACUGAUCUUAUGAUUACAUUUUUCAUAGGAGAUUUUUACAGGUUAGAAGCUGUCAGGACAGUGGAUGUGAAUUUUGUCAGAGAAAUUAAAUUGUAGUUUAAAAGGCUUUUUAAUGAAGAAAAAUUACAAAUUAGGAGGGCUAUUGAUAGUUCAUUAAUCUAAUUCGUAAUUUAUCUCUGCUAAUCUAUGCCAUGACUUCUGUCAUAGAUUCUGACAAAUCAAGAGAUUUUCCUUCAAAUAAAAAUGGAAAACUGAUCAUUAGAUCACAGACUAUAGUAGCUCCACUUUGGGAGAAGAAAUAGUGUAGCGUUUAAAACCAUUCUCCAUUAUACUGACUGAAUGAAAUAACACUGGCUUCAUACUUUUGAAAUGCAUGCAUAUAUGUGUGUACACGCAUGCACCCAUGUCACACACUGUUUAUCACUAAGUACUUUACUGUGUUGCUCAGCAGUGGACAAACAGAAAGAUCCCAGUUGAAAUAACAAAUUGUCCAUUAUAAACUCUUAAUUCUGUGGAGAACGUCCUUGCUAGGAAAGGCUUUCAAAUAUUGUUAUAGUCUGAAGAGAAGACUUCAUGCCAGAACUUUGGAGUCUUUAUCUUUACCUUUGUGGCCUUGCUUAGGUUAUUCAUAUUGUAACAGUUUUUCAAAGUGUAAGACUCAUACAGUGUUCCAUUUUCUAAUGGAUCAUGUUAAAGAUAAAAGGUUUUGAAGGUGCUCUACUUAUCUUACAUACUCUUUACAGUCCCUUUUUGUUUGCUGUUAAAAUGAUGGGCUAGUUUAAUCAGAUAUAAUUAAUAUUAAAGUUACUUGUGCACAAUCCUACACUUCCUUAGUUGCAGCAUUAACUUACAGCAUCAAUGACAAGAGGAUUGUAUCCAGGAUCACAAUUUUGUCAAGCCUAGAGUAAAUGGAAUAGAAAUGGUAAAGAAAAUUGGUCUUUAUAAUGUCUAGAAAGAAGAAAAAUUGGGGGGAGGGGGGGGGAGGAAGGGGCAAACAGCUCUCAAACUAGAGAAGCGUGCAGUUCUAGGACGUUUUAGAUAUAUGUAUAUAGUACAUAUCCAGAUUUUAGGGAUUCAUAAUUAAGCCAGACGGGCAAGUUUAAUUUCGUUUGAAAAUAUCUACUCUAAACUUUUACCAAGAUGGGAACGUAUUUUCUCCCCUCCCCCCAAAAAUAUUCCCAUCUUUGUCUCAGGUAGUUGCUCGUUCCAGCAUGCUGCUGUUGAGAAUUUAUCCUGCGGAAAUGGGGAAAGUAUGUUGCCAGGAGAUGAUUCUCUUUUGUUCCCUCUUGCUGCAUACCGUGGUCAUACUGACCACAUGUCCUGCUCUGCUCCGAACUGUAUCUAGGUAACUUACUGUAACAGCAUAUUGCUGAUUGUUUCAUUGCUUAACAUAAACCUAGUUGGUGAUUUAAAUUGAAAAAGGAACUUUCAGCCAAUCUGGGCAUGACUGAUUCUUUUUAAUUAUCAUUUGGCUUCUAACUUGACUUCCAUUCUGCUGGCUUAUCUGUAAAGUUCUAAUUCUAUUGGCACCAACUAUGCAAUGUCCUUUUACUACCUUCAGUCUGAACCUGAUACUUCAAAGCUACUGACAGCAGUAUUACUAACUUUUUAUUUUUGUGUGGGACAAAGUCUUCUUGAAAGUGAGAAAAGGCAUUCCUGAUUUGGUCUGAAAGUAUUGCUUCACAGAAGCUGGAAUCAGUGUUCAGUAGGCUUUCCACUAAUACUUGAAUUAAUUCUCAUUAAGAGAACAUAUUUCUCACCUUCCAGAACUGAAAAAGCUUUCUCCUGUUCCCCUUCCCACACGAAGUGUUAAAUGAAUCUUCCUUUUAUGUUGUUUCCUUUCAAGUAAAGCUGAAGUAGGCAGACAGAAAGGGGGAUUUGUAAAGUGAACUUUGGCUGUGCAUACAGUAAUGUGCGGUGUAAGGAGGCUUUUCCUUUUUUUUUUUUCUUGUUCUUUUAACUCUAAGUUAAAAUUUCCAGUCAGUCCUGUUCAUUGCCGUACAGGUUAUACCGUGUGAACAUCACGAAUUCUGUCAAAAUGGGCAUGAAUCAGACUCUUCAGUGGCAGUAUCAGCAGAAAACCUCUUUUUCUUAUACAACCAUUAUCAUAUUGGUUAACCAGCAGUUUGUUUGCCUAAACUUAAAUUUUGACUUUUGCUCUAAACCUCCACAAAAUUGUUAAACGUCAUAUAAAGUUACUUUUAGAAAUGUGAAUAUAACAAAUAUACUUUGAAAGAAAUGUAUCAGCUGUCACUUUUAGGUUUUCAAAUUAUUUUUUUUCCUAAAAUAAGAAUGUUAUAUUUCAGUUGCAAAAAAGAAAAAAUAUGUAUUCACACAGCCUUAAGUCAAUUAAACUAAUUUUUGUAUUAAAUUCCAUUCUGCUUGAUGGAGAUGACUCUGAAAACAGCGGGGAAUGACUGGAACCUUAUAUAGUACAUCUGUAUAUUCAGUUUUGGAUUUUGUUUUCGUAAUGAAUCUUCAGUACUGGUGCUGUGAAUCUAGAACUUGUUUUUUCUGUGCUUUUUCCUGAUAAGCUUGGAAAUCUGCUGUUACUUUAAGGAGUACCCUAUUUACUAUUUAUUUUUAUGAAGUUGGCACAGUAUCUUAAGACAAGGGGGUUUUUAUUACUUCUUUUAUUGCUCUUUAAAUAAUUCGUACCCACUGUAAGACACUGUGAUCUGCAGUGUGGGAAAUCUACAAGGUAAAUGGUUUUUUUCUUACAUGCGUUUUCUCUGUGCCCCCUGCAGAACACUGUUGUGCACAGUGUCAAACACUUGAAGGCUUCGAAGGAUAGUUUGAAAUUGAACAUGUUCUUGGCUUUGUUGUUUUCAGUCUGAUCCAUCUUUUUAGUUAUCUUGAAUAUGCAGUUUCUCAACAAUUGUCAGUAUAGUCAAAGUUUGCAAUAAGCAGCUUGGAUGUAUGGUUUUGUUGUAUGGCUGCUUCUCCUUUUCCAGCCUUUCUCUGCUGCUUGCUUCAAAAGAAAUGGCCACAGGAAUGUGAGAGGGGGCAUCUUACUAUGUUUGUGUUAGUCUCUUAGCGUCAACUUCUUCCUGCAUACACAGAAAUUUAAGGGUUGUUAUUCAGUCCCAGUCUUUUUACCAGUGGCCAUUCAGUGCCUCCGGUCCUGGAGUUGCACUUCUGAAGACGUGAUAAGCACUUUUAAUGUAUUAGAGUAAAUAUUAUUGUUACAGAGGCAAAGGCAUUUUUAAUUGCAUAACAAAUCUUUAGAAUGGUUUUUAAGUAUUUUAUUAUGAAUCCCAGUUAUAAAUACAGGAUUUAUAUAUUAUAUAUAAUAUAUUAAUAUACCUAUGGUAUAUUGAGGGAAUCUAUGAAAGCAGCUUUUGUUAAGUUGUGACAUAACAGUGAACAAAUAUGAAUGGGGUUGGAUGUGUUAAAAAUGGUUUGCGUAAAGUCAAUCUGUUGAAGAAUCAUAAUGGUAGAUUUACUAAAAACCCAGGUCUGGUGAAUAGUCUUUUCUUCCGUGUUCCCCACUCCAGGUGCACCCUAUCCUCUUACGAAAUAAAUCUUCUUUCAGUCUAAAUUUCAUCUGUGCAUUUCACCUUUUCAUUGAAUAGUAGUUUUUUAGAAAAAGAUGCACUGGUGUCCUGUCCAUUUCCCAUGGUUUCUGACAUGCCUUGAUUUGUUUGGUUGAACUAAAGUUUAACUGGAGCUGUUUUGCUGACUAUUAGAAAUUCAUCUGGUAAAAUGUUAAUAAAGUACAUUUAUGACUCCUAUCCCUUUACAUUGCAAUGUUUUACAAAGUUCGUGAAUGUCUGUUGGGAAACAAUGUGAACAAAGUGGAUAUGUCAGCUUACAACUUAUAAGCAGCUAUUAAUUCUAUAUUGUUGAAGCAUUAUUGAUGAAUGUUUUCUUGCAUUUCAUGGUUUCGUCACUGAAAAUAAACGUGCAUAAUUAUAUAUGUAAAAUGGGAUACUUGCUUUUGUCUCUGAUCCUGGAUUUACGUUUGUGCUGUUUAAAAUGCAACGAGCUGUUAUCUGCAAGGUUGAACCUUUACCUGAGGCUAAUUAGAAAUUCAAAUUAUUAAGAUGUUAGCAGGAGGAUAGUUUAAAAGUCAUACAUGAAUGGAGUCACGUGAAUUGUGUUCCUUAGAACAGACACCCAAUUCAGCCAUAUGACAUUCUUCAGAUUAUUUUUUAAUUCAUUUUUUAAAGUGAUUUGUCCUUUCUUGAGACCACAUCUGUGUUACCUAAACCACACCCAGUUACUGAGAACAGCUUUCAAUAAGUAAAUGUACUGGUGGUUAAUAGUCUCCAAUUUGUUAUUUUGGGCCAAAAAGUUGAGAGCAAUAUUAAUACAAUCCAACUGAUGACAUCAUUACACCAGACAUGGGAGAUAGCUCUUAGAAGGUACAUUAACCUAAUCUGAAAAUUACUAUAAUUAAUAUUUAUUGAUGAAUAAGAUGAUCUUCUGUCAUCCAAGAUGGCAAUCCCACAUAACUGUUGGGAAACUGUCAGUGAGGUUUGGGGAAACAAGUUAGAUGUUACACCUUAAAAGAGUAAGAACCAUGUGCAUGCAUCUGUGUGUGUUUGUUAUAUACCCUUUUAAACUUUGGUUAACAAAAAAUAAAAUCACAGCAGUGAAGAAGUACUUUUAAGCAUUGUGUCAAGUGUUCCUUUAUGACUUUUAGUUGGAAUUAAGAUUGCCUAAACCCAGCAUUUCUGGCAACCAGUUCCUCAGAUGGACUUCUUGAUUUAUGAUUCUUUUUAAAAGGAGUAGAGCAGAGCCAAUGUCUCUUUGCACCAAAGAAAUGAGAUGGUAUAUAGGGGUUACUGAGGCUGGUUUAUCAGGGGUUCCUAAGACUGGUUUAUUAUUUUCUUCCAUAAAUGCAUUGUUCUUGUUCUGUAGGUAACAUUGCGCAGAUUAAGGGUAAGGAGAACACAGCAUUCUUGUAAACGCAAUAUGUAAAAUGUCUGUUAGCAGUAUUUGUUUUACAAGUAUGCAACCACACCCUAUCAAAACGUGUAUUGCAGCCCUGUGAAAUUUUGUUUGUGCAAACUGUGAUCUCUGUAAACUGCUGAGUUGACUGCAUUAUUGUUUUCAUUUUUAUCUUGGUAAGAGUUGACAAAUACUUUUAGUACCUGGUGAAAUAAAUUUUCAUGACAGCUUUACAAGGCUGGAAUAACUACUUCAGUUUUGUGGAAGUUACUGCAUUGGAAAAAGUAACUGUUCAAGAGUGAUGAGUCUGAGAUGGAAGCAGUUGGUGACUGAAAUAUAAUAAAAAAUGUAUUAAAAAAUGAAUUUCCACAGCUGUUUAGACUGUACUCAGAAUCUGUAGUUUUCUAUAUGGAUGACUAAAAAAGUUACGUGGCCUUAUAAUUAUGCAUCCAAACACAGUAUCAUCACCUUCUUCCCCCUCUUCCCCCAUCAUACCCAGAUUGUAUUUUUAACAUAAUUUAAGAUGGAUUUUGUUAUUAUAUAAUGCCUCGGUGCGUCAUGUAUGAUUGUGGUGUUGUGAUGCUUCAUAGAUUGUCUUGUUUUACAACCCCCAGAAUGUUUUCUGUUUUGCUACAUUAGAAAUUGUUAAUUGCCUGCACCGUGUCAGCGUGCCAUACGUAAUUUUCAUAAUUUUAAUCUUUACUACCCUGGAAUUAAUUUUUAUUUUGCAUUGUAUUUUUGUUGUGGUUGAAUUUUUUUCCCUUCAAUUUUCACUUUCACAUACUGAGAUUUUUCUUUAUGAAAAGCAGGUGGCAUUGCAAUGAAUAGCUUUGUUACUGCUCUAUGAUGAACUGAACCGUGGCAUUAUAUAAUACCAAAACCUUUUCUUUUAAUUAUAUAUAUCUCUUAGGAAUAGAGGAGUGCACAUUCUGAACUGUCUGCAAAAUGCCAACAUUUACCUUUCGUUUUUCCAUGCGGUACAAAACAUGUGCACGUUGGUGUGUGUAUAUGUGUGGUAAUAUAAAAUGAUGUAACUGGUAACAUUUUCUGUUCAAUUUGAGUUUUAAAGAUCUCUUUUUCGAUUUUCGUCAGUAGUUUAGCAGUGACAUAUAUAUGCUGUGAUGUUCUAACUACUUCUUUCUGUGUUAAUUUUCACAAUUGUAGUUAUGGGAGAAGAUAUGUCCUUUUCUGAAUAUCAUGUCUGCAAUAUGUGCUUUGGCCUUUAAAUUCAGUCCCCUUCAUUUUGUUUGUUUUCUACAAGGAACUGAAGUAGCUUUUUUCCUUCCUCAUCCCUCCCUAGCCCCCUUUUUUUUUUCCUUUCUUUUUCUUUUCAAAAUUACAAACUGCGAAUCAACUUAGUCUACAGCAGUGCUGAUCUGAAAAUGUUGCUGGAUAGCAAAGCUAAGGUGAUAUUCUUUUCUCCCACUGCAGUGUGUUUUGCAACAGUGUGAAAUGGUCUCAUCUUGUGGAAAAAUGGAGCAUUAGCACAUAAGGUAGUGCACAGAAGGUAGUAGCUGGUCUCAGUGUCCUGCUCUUCCAAAGGCAGAUGAGGAUACUGCUCCAGAAUCAAUUCCACACCAAAGGCAGCCCUUAAAUUUUAUUGUGAGGUUGAUUCCUUUCUGAUUUCCAUUUGUUAAUUUGCCAUUGGCCAGUGUGGAGGUUAGUUAUUAAAUGUUGCUGUCAGUGACGUGUGCAAUGUGAUGACAGUUUUGCAAAAGAAGGAAGAAAGUUCUUAAUUACAAAGCAUUUUACGCUGCAUUCAUUGCAAAUCUUGAUUGUGCCUUCAGAUUCAGGUGACCCUGCUCACUGUAUUUAUGCAUUUUUAACAAGUACUCUAAGUACUCUUUUUCUAAUAUGCUUAUUUUGUAAAUUUCUGUAAUCAAACAUACAUAUGCCACUGGUUCUAAAAAGUCACUGUAUAGUUCAUUUCUUCCUCAAGGAAAACUGCAUUAUUGCUGCUUUUUCCUAGGACUUCUCCCCAUAAGUAUCUCUUUUUUUUUUAUUAUUUUUUUAUCAGCACCUCUAUUUUCUCAGUGUUUCCUUUACUUAUUAAAGAGACUUUUGUAGUUGGGAUUGUAAGAAAGAUGUUGUCAUAGUAUAUGCAGUGGGAAAAGCAUGAAAUUCUGAGUAUAGGUCACUUUCACCAAUCCUUUGUAGAAAACCUUGAGCUGGAGUGUAAUUGAAGUAAUAUGAAUAGAUACUGUACGUAAGAAAUUAAAGUGUUUCUAGUAGUUUUCAUGGUAAAAAAAUCUGAAAGCGUUAGAGGAAUCAGUACUAUAGAUCCUGUUUUCCACCUAGCCCAUGGAAAUAAAAAUUUCUAAGAAUAUAAGUGAAAACAAAGCAGAAAUCUGAAUAAGUUGCAUUCAUUUUAUAUGUACCUUUCAUAUUUUUAUCUUCCGUAUGCACUCUAAAGACUUUUACACUCCCCUGAUUAAGUGCUGAUUAGAGGAAGUUAUGAUUUGGCCUCUGUUUCAGGACUUAACUGGAUUCAUUCAGAUAUUUGAAAGGGGUAAGAAUUUACUCUUUUGGCUUUGCCCCUUUUCUAGGGUCUUUCAUUUGCUACUUCACAAGUUUUCUGCUUGGCAUUAAAACACUUGCCCUUCACCCUUGCCAAGUUGAUGCUUGCCUGAGACAUACAUAGUCCAGGGAAAGUUACAUACUGGAAAAACAAUAGGUGUGGAUGUAACUUUGCAAACUGCAGGAGCUGGGGCAGGGAGCCUGCAAUUAGGCAAGAUUUUCUUUAAGUAAAGCACUUUUCAAAGCAGAUCAAGACAGUAAAUGUGAAGUGCCUUUCUCCUUGGCUGACUGUUUCAGGAAAAAUGCACAAGAAGAGCAAAGUAGCAUUACAAUACACUCACACACUGUCCUUCUGUAUUUAGAGUGGCGUGUGCUUGACUGCUGCUUGGCUUGCAAUUCUUUUUUUCCCUGCUUCUUUUUUACUGCCUGUUGCAUCCUUUUUUUCACCUUUAUUCCUACUCUUAAUCAAACCUUGCAGUUCUUUUGCCCCACUUCACCUAGUAUUUUGCCUUUCAACUCGAAGUUGUGUGCAUCUUCUUGGCCUGGAUCUACAUUAGACUUAAAUGUUAAUUGUUCUGUUACAGGAUACAUCAUUUCUAUGCAUGACUGAAAGUCCAAUGCUAGGCUUCCCUUUGCCUUCAUCAGGGCUGCAAGCCUUCUUAAGCUGGUUUCUGAUUUUGCCCACAGCACCUUGUCUGAAUCUCCUGAUACGUGACACAGCAGUCUCCUCCUCCGAAUCUCAUUCCCUUCUAUUUACAGAAGCAGUAGCAGUUUUUAUUCCCUAGCUUUCCUCAAACAUACGUCUGUUGUAAACUGGAGUUUUCAGAAGUCAUUGUAGAAACAAAAAUUUCCCUGAGAGAAUUUCUGAGUGAAAUAAUCAUGAUGUUCAAAAGGGGUGUGUUUCUUUUCUUGGUUGCUUUGGUACAGGAUUUUCUGAAACCUAUUUAUUAAUUGUUUUGUCAGUGAUGAUCUCUGAUGGUCCUAUUUGUAGGUGUUAGCCAUGUUGUAAAUUACAACACUUCUACACCGUAACUUUAUGCUAAUCAUAUAAUCAUUGAUUAUUUGAAUGUGCCUUUUAUCUUGAGAUUCAAGUGGAUAAAUUGGCUCAUCAUACAGAGAAAACUGAAGCUGGAAAGUCUUUGAAAUAGAAAUCACUCAACAGAAGAAUUCCAUGGUUAACAACUCUAAAAGUUGUUUAUGUAUAGCAAAGGUGGAGUCCCUAUAGAGGUCUCUUCUGUUGCCCAUGAACAUAAGUAGUCAGAUAUUUCUUAUUCAAAUUGUCUAUCGUGUAGAUUAUUAGCACAGUUUCAUCAGUGACAGCAUCAGAACUUAAGGCAUGAAGAAAUCAGGUUGUAAUAAUGCAUAACUAAGAGAUCAGUCAUGUCAGGCACUCCAAAUUCAGUGACCAGUGAUCUAGACACUAGGUUUUGUUUGCAUUUAGUAAUCUUACAAUACCUCCUUUCCCUCUCCUCAAAGCUGUGCCUGUGAGAUUUGUCUUUCGGACCUCCUUGAAGGCUUAGUUUUACCCAAACAAAGGUCACAGAGCGGAUAAUCUCGGUGCUUAGGCUCUUUGCAUCUGUUCCCAUCAGACUGCACAGAAAAAAAAAAAAAUCUCUAAUCUUCCUAGGAUUUGUCAUGUUGGCAUUUGUAUAGGCCAUGUGGGACUGAUAACUGUUACGGGAUUUUUCUCUGUUAAUUGUUCAGAGUUUUUUAUAAUUAUGUUGCUUUCAUAAUCCUUUGUAUCCUAAGGAACCUAGUUUACUCUAAUCCAUAAAUCAGUAGCAGUUCAGUCCAAUAAUAAAUGAUCAUUUCUACAAAACAAAAAAAGCCUAGUUUUUGCACCAAGUUUAAGGAACUAGAAAUAGCCAUCAUUCAAGAAUUUUUUUCUAGAAGUGUAUUUAAAAACACAGAAAUAUGUAGGAUCUGCCUUAGUAUUUUUUCCAUCAUCUAAGGGAAAGUGUUGCUAGUCACUCAAUCUGAAUAGCCAAGGGACACCAAUUGUUCCAGAACAUAAAUCUUGUUUGAUGAUCCUCUAGGGUUUUUAAUAACAAUUAGCCUUCAAAAUAAUUUAAAUGAUCUCUUUAUCCUCUCUAAAGUGAUGGUUACAGAUAGUUUCGUGUGUAGAAUGAUAGAAUGCUAAAAUUUAUUGUAAUGGAUAAAAGUACAGUAACAAAACUACUUCAAAAAGCUGGAUACAAAUGAAGUUCUCUGAUGGCUUUUGAGGACGUGUUUUAUAAGCAUUACAGGUUGCAGUUUAGCUUUCAGUUUUUCUUAUUGUGAAGUCCAUUUCUUUAUAGUCAUAUAGCCGAGCUGUCUCAAGAUGGGUAUUGUCCUGGUGACUGUUACGUUGAGAGGUUAUACUGCCUUAGUGGAAAGCACAGAUUACAGCCAGAUGAAAAUAUUGAGGGUCGUACUUGAAAGAUACUCUAUAACACCAAAUUGUUUUGUAUUUACCUAUAAAAUAACAGUAUGCUACUGAUCAUCAGGGUUUUUUAAUUUGUACUUUUUGCUUCUUACAAAGCUAAAAGCACGUUACUGCAAUACAGUCAUUUGGUCGUUGCCUGUAUUUCAAGUGCUGGGAAAUUGGUCUGAAAUUUCUUCUUCCUGCUCAUUUCAUCUGUUCCCUUCUAAUAAAUGCAUCAAUUCUGAGACCUCUCCUUCUCAAUGUUCAAUUUGAAUCCCUUUUCCACCUGGGUUCCCUGGAUUUGCUUUUGCAAAAUGAAGGAGUUUUGUC